ACUGUGAAAGCCACCAAAUGAAAACAAAACGCUAUAAAUAAGUUGAAAGAUUAUUAGUGUGAUAUGCCUCUAUUUUGAAAAUUAUUAAACUAAAAUGAAGGCUAACAAUGUGUGUAGAACCUGUGGUUCUUCAUCAGCAAAAUCCAGGUUUUCACUGUUUGAAACACUGCAGGACACUAUCGGAAAUAAAACGGAUCACAUCAAAACAUUGGCCGAGUUUCUCUCAACAAUAAUUCCCCAGAUGCAUCCGAUUUCUGAAAAUGAUGGUUUGCCAGCGACUAUUUGUGCUGAAUGUUUUUCAGUUGUGAAGCAGUUCCAAAUUUUCCAAGAAAAAUGUUUAGAAUCAGAUCGUUUUUUCAGAAAUCAAACCAACCAAUUGAUAACGAUGAACCUUGAAGAACUUCCUCAGAAUGAAGGAUUGGCUCAAUUUAACGAUACAACGAUGACUCCUUUAGCGACAGAAGUGGAGCAAUCUGGAAUUUCUGCAAAGAAUUUAGAAUGCAGUUUCUGUCAUAAGGUACUAAAGUCUCGCAAAACAUUGAAAGUUCACCUGCAGCUACAUUCAGAAGUAGAUGCCUAUCUUUGCAAUAGUUGUGGAGAACGGUUCAAAACUAAAAUGGCCUACACUGGUCACAUGGCAACGCACGACAAGAGUGGAUUCCGUUGUGAGCUCUGCGGAAAAUCGUAUCGACAGGCUGCUUCACUGCGUAAUCAUGAGCUCAACCAUAGUCAGCAUAAACCGUUUGGUUGCGCAAUCUGCGGUCAUAAGACAACCCAGAAAAGUGGCCUCAAAAAGCAUAUGCUUGUUCACUCGGACCACAAGCCUUUUACGUGCGACGUUUGUGGAAAGGACUUCCGGUUCGUCAAUAAUUUGGCCAUGCACCGAAAACGAAACCAUGAGCGAGAAAAGCUAUUCGGUUGCGACGUUUGUGAUAAGAAAUUCGUCACCAACGAUGAGCUCAAGAAUCACAGUAUGUGCCACACCGAUGAGCGGCCAUUUGGUUGUGCAGAUUGUGGAAAACAAUUCAACCGCAGAAGUUCGCUAUUGAGCCAUCGAAAGAGCAAACACUCAGUUAAGGAAAAAAGAUUCGGCUGUCGGGUGUGUGGUCGCGAAUUCUCUAAAAACGAUACACUCCAGAACCACCUGAGAACGCAUAUCGUUGCGGAUUGAAGUUUUAAUUUAAAAAGGAAUCGUUAAACCAUGGCGUGUAAUGAUAAUAAAGUUUUCACAAAACAAA
Molecule: messenger RNA, 1238 nt
Organism: Uranotaenia lowii
Lineage: Eukaryota; Metazoa; Arthropoda; Insecta; Diptera; Culicidae
Product: oocyte zinc finger protein XlCOF26-like
Exons: 2
Coding region: 95-1171 (358 amino acids)
Biological process (GO): regulation of transcription by RNA polymerase II
Cellular component (GO): nucleus
Molecular function (GO): zinc ion binding; DNA-binding transcription factor activity, RNA polymerase II-specific; RNA polymerase II transcription regulatory region sequence-specific DNA binding
Source: RefSeq, a predicted model, not a curated record